This is a messenger RNA of Xylaria bambusicola, 1880 nucleotides long. RefSeq lists its product as uncharacterized. Bases 393 to 1715 code for a protein of 440 amino acids. The transcript has a single exon. The record is from RefSeq and is a predicted model, not a curated record. Lineage: Eukaryota; Fungi; Ascomycota; Sordariomycetes; Xylariales; Xylariaceae.
CACAAAUAAUUGGGCACUUUUUCUCAUGAUUGAAGUCUCUUUCAGAUACUGAGCACAAUUAGCUGAACGUAAAGGAUAACAAUCGCAUUCUACUUGCUUUGCUUAAUUUUCACAAUGCUUGAUCGCAGAUAAAGCAGAAGUGAAGAUCUCUCUUCUUUGUUACUAGCAGCCUUGUAGUCCUGAAUGCCUAUUGUUUUCUUUGAAAAAUCAACGGUUUCUUCUCGCUGAUUUGUGUAUAAGUAGGGAUUGCGACUUAUCUCGGUUCGAACAUCAUUCCUCCUCAUCAUCAUCAUUAACAACACAGCAAUAACAACUGAAACAACUUGAACAACAGCAUUCAAACAGCAAUUGGAAGCAGACAGUGGACAAUAGCGCAGAAAUCACAGAAUAAAAUGGCGUCUCCUCAUAACAGCACUGACCCAAAGUCUCUAUCUACCGUGCUAGCAGAGGUUCUUGGAGAGCUAACCCUAGCCGCAGAGAAAUGCUAUGACCUUAGACGGGCGCUAGACGCUCCCUUGCAGAAGUUCAACCGUGGACAGAAGAAACAAAGGAAAAUGAGAGAGGUAACCGAAGAGUCUCUCGGGUCUGCCCGCAGCAUAGGGGCAGAGAUCAAGCAACGACUAACGGACACGCUCUCGUCUACACCGCUCCUGCCUACUGACGAUGCCGACAUGAUCGAAUACGCCAUCAGGCGAUUCGAUUCAGCGCUGGAAAAUAUCGAGCACCAGAAAGUCGCGGGACUUCUCCAGAUAAUUGAUACGGCUCAUCUCGACUUUUUUCGAGCUCAUGGAGAUAUAGAAAGUAUUCAGAACGAGCAAGCCCGCGAUCAACUGAAGACUGCGCUGAAUGUACUUGACCAAGCGCUUGCAGGAUUUAGGAAGAGCGUUGAGCGCAAUUGCCAGGGCGUGAUCCUCGACCUCACCAAAGGGUAUACCCACGUUCCAGACGAACGACAGGCUGCUCCAACCCCAGCGCCUACGACCUCAGCAGCAAGCACUUCUCUGAACGUAACUCAGGGCACACCAGCUAGCCGGGAGCGGCUCAGGUAUCUGAAAUACUUGAAAAAAAGAGCAGCAGAAUAUGAAGCUGCUCAAUCAGCCCAGGCAACGCCACCCACUCCGAUCACAGCAACCCUGCCUGAUGAAAGCCAGGGGUCUUUGGUCUCUCCUGUGUCAACUGUUGACUCAACGGUAUCAAAUCCCACUCAAUUCGAUCGUUCCAACCCUCCCAACCUCUCUCUCCUUUCCGAAUGGCUAGGUUUCGGCACUGACUCUAUCGCCACAGCACUACUACUAAACAGCGCGGAAGUACAAGCCUCUUUCCGCCAGUGGCGUUCAGCGCCCGGCCAGCCGACUAUCGCAGACCAGCCCGAAAAGCUCAAGCUCGUUAUGGUCUUCUUCACAUACUCCCGAGAGUCCCUGGUAAACUGGUCCGAGUCGAGGCUGAGCUCCCACAGACGCGCAGAUGGCAUAACCUUCGCUGCGGCGGUGUUCGCUAAGCAAGUAGUGCAGUACUUCGAGAAUAGCUGUGAGGAUAUCGACUGGACGCCGGUCUCUGCUAGACAUGGGCUUGACUCGUAUGAUAUUGCGCGAAGACGCUGGGCUAUAGCGCUCCAGAUCUUCUGGUUUCUCGAGAAGACAUACGGUAACACACCACCCCCGACUUCAGGGCAAGAGCUUACUAAUAUGCUGUCUAAUAUGAAGCAGCUGUCGUAGUGCAUAAAUGAAAGCAACUCACGAAAAACAUCCAGUGGAAUAAUGUUCCUUUUCACCUACUUAAAUUAGAUAGGGGCUUGGGGGUUGGCGUUUUUGAUUUCCAGAGGGAAAAGUAACACGGUAACCCUCUACUUUAGAUACACCCAACUAAGUAAUGAAAUGUUC